Messenger RNA from Cetraspora pellucida, 128 nucleotides. The record is from the annotation of a GenBank genome assembly. Lineage: Eukaryota; Fungi; Glomeromycota; Glomeromycetes; Diversisporales; Gigasporaceae.
GAAAAGAACCAGAAAAUACAAACCCAUUUACAACAACUUCCAACCUUCAAUUUCAACAUAAUUUUUUACAAUUAUUAAAUAAUAUCUUUAAAAAAUCAUAUACAGACUUUCCAAAACAAGAAAAUGAA